This is a messenger RNA of Choloepus didactylus (southern two-toed sloth), 1091 nucleotides long. Its product is annotated as OX-2 membrane glycoprotein-like. The coding region runs from base 94 to 954 and encodes 286 amino acids. Gene Ontology annotation, molecular function: cell-cell adhesion mediator activity. The record is from RefSeq and is a predicted model, not a curated record. NCBI's taxonomy places the organism in Eukaryota, Metazoa, Chordata, Mammalia, Pilosa, Megalonychidae. The transcript has 7 exons. Gene Ontology annotation, biological process: negative regulation of macrophage activation; regulation of immune response.
GUGUGACCCUGUGUUCACCUGCAAUGCCAAGAACUACUCAGUGCUGAAGUUCAGUGAGGAAGUUCAGUAAGGAAAUAUAAUACUCCAAACAUUAUGAAGAAUUUGUCAAUGGGUUUUCUGCUCCAUCCCAUUCUCCUGCUCCUCAUGCUUCCCUUCUGGAUACAAGGAUCCGAUUUUUCACAAAAGAUAAAGCACAAAAAGAAUGAGACAGCUAUAUUGGGAGAAAAUGUGACAAUUUACUGUAAUUUGACAGCUCCAGCAGAUGUGGUGCAAAUUACUUGGCAAAAGAUCCAAGGCUCUUUGCCACAAAAUAUUGGCACUUACAGCAGGAAAUAUGGGGAAAAGAUUCUGCCACCAUACCUAGAUCGGCUGCACUGUGAGACCAUCGAACCCAAUUCCUCACUCAUAACUAUCCGUGAAGUGACCUUUGAAGAUGAAGCCUGCUACAAGUGUCUGUUUAAUGUGUUUCCACAUGGCAGCUACGGAGGACAAAUCUGCCUUAAGAUUCUAACCAUAUCUGAAUUAAGAACUGAACUCCAGUCCAAUCUUGACUCUGAAGGAUUUCUUACAUUUAUUUACUCAGCUAUGGGAAAACCUGCUCCUCAAAUAUCUCUUUUCCCCUCACAAGUCCUGGUCAAUCCUCCAGAGGAAUACCUUGCUCAGAACCCAAAUGGCACUGUAACUGUCACUAAGCUGCAUAACAUCUCUUUGGAGACUGUGAGAUCCCUGGGGCUCCAACACCUGAUUGUGCACUUGGAUCAUCCUCUAAGGAGUGAAGAGAAGAUUGUUCCUCUGUCCGUAAAACAAGAAUGUAUUUCCAGUUCUUCAUAUAUCCGGCUAUCUAUAGUUGCUGUAUUAAUGACUUCUCCAUAUGUUGCACUUAUCACCUUUCUCUGUAUUGCUCAGCAAAAGAAAAAGCUGAUUGGAGACUCUUCCCCACCACCAUUUGAAUGAUUGCUCUAAUUGACAUUUUUCUGAUUAUUCAUGAGUAGCGAAAACCUCUGGAAGUUGCUGAAAUACGAAUCCCCAUCUUCAAUGCAAGCGGUUCCUCAAUAAAGAAACAAACCGGUCACGUCAUGAAAGGAGAGGUC